CGGCGGCGGCGGCGGCGGCGGCCCGGCGGUGGCCCCGGCGCGAGCCCGGAGCCGUACCCCGCGGGACCCCCGGCUCCGAAGGCCCAGCUGCGUCGGGAGGAGCCGCAGCCCGGCCCGGACGCCCGGGCGGCCCGGCUCCGCCCAGUGUGGAGACGAUGCCAAAGCUGCAGGGCUUUGAGUUCUGGAGCCGCACCCUGGGGGGGGCCCGCCACGUGGUGGCCCCCAUGGUGGACCAGAGCGAGCUGGCCUGGAGGUUGCUGAGCCGCCGGCACGGCGCCCAGCUGUGCUACACACCCAUGCUGCACGCCCAGGUCUUCGUCCGCGAUGCCAACUACCGCAAAGAGAACCUGUACUGUGAAGCGUGCCCCGAGGACCGGCCCCUCAUCGUGCAGUUCUGCGCCAACGACCCAGAGGUGUUUGUCCAGGCGGCUCUCCUGGCACAGGAUUACUGUGAUGCCGUCGACCUGAACCUGGGCUGCCCGCAGAUGAUCGCCAAGCGAGGCCACUACGGCGCCUUCCUGCAGGAGGAGUGGGACCUGCUGCGGAGGAUGAUUCUGCUGGCCCACGAGAAACUCUCUGUCCCCGUCACGUGCAAGAUCCGUGUCUUCCCCGAGAUCGACAAGACGGUGAGAUACGCCCAGAUGCUGGAGAAGGCUGGCUGCCAGCUGCUGACCGUGCACGGGCGCACCAAGGAGCAGAAGGGGCCCCUGUCGGGCGCGGCGUCCUGGGAGCACAUCAAGGCGGUGCGGAAGGCGGUGGCCAUUCCCGUGUUUGCCAACGGCAACAUCCAGUGCCUGCGGGACGUGGAGCGCUGCCUCCAGGACACGGGGGUGCAGGGGGUCAUGAGUGCAGAGGGACACCUGCACAACCCCGCUCUGUUCGAGGGCCGCAGCCCUGCCGUGUGGGAGCUGGCCGAGGAGUACCUGGACCUCGUGCGGCAGCACCCCUGCCCCCUGUCCUACGUCCGGGCCCACCUCUUCAAGCUGUGGCACCACACGCUGCAGGUACAUCAGCAGCUUCGAGAGGAGCUCGCCAAAGUCAAGACCUUGGAGGGCAUUGCUGCCGUGAGCCAGGAGCUGAAGCUGCGGUGCCAGGAGGACAUAUCCAGGCAGAAGGAGGGAGAGAAACCCUCGGGCGGCCUGCCUUUCUUCCACUGGAUCUGCCAGCCUUACUUCCGGCCAGGGCCCCAGGAGGGGAGCAAGGAGAACGGGGGUGCCCGCAGCAAGCGGGCCCUGGAGGAGGAGGGCAGCACAGAGGCCCUGUCCAAGAACAAGCAGAAGAAGCAGCUGAGGAACCCACACAAGACCUUUGACCCCUCGCUGAAACCAAAAUACGCGAAGUGUGAUCAAUGUGGGAACCCAAAGGGCAACCGGUGUGUGUUUAACCUGUGCCGGGGCUGCUGCAAGAAGCGCGCUUUCAGGGAGACCGCCGACUGCCCAGGUCACGGGCUACUUUUUAAAACCAAACUGGAGAAGUCUCUGGCCUGGAAGGGGGCCCAGCUGCGGCCGCAGGAACCUCCGCAGGCAGGGCCAGCGCCGCUGGGUGGCCUCCCCGAGGCCGUGGGCAGCGCCCUGACCUGAGGGGCACCUGCAGCCCCAGGCUCCAGGCCUGCCCGCCGACGCCUGGACUCGUGCCCAUUAAGGAAACGCCUUUUCUCAGGGAACCUCCUGCUCCUUCACGCGGAAGGACAAGCCGCUCUUCCCCUCGGCCCAGGCCGUGGGCUCGGCGAGGCCACACCGGGGAGCGGGCUCCCCGGCCGGACCUGUCCUGGGCUCCAGCCCGCCUGUGUCCCCAGUGAACAAUAAAUCACUUCAAAGCCGCCCCAUU
Messenger RNA from Sus scrofa (pig), 1827 nucleotides. It is a transcript of the gene DUS1L, whose product is annotated as dihydrouridine synthase 1 like. Gene Ontology annotation, biological process: tRNA processing. The record is from RefSeq and is a predicted model, not a curated record. NCBI's taxonomy places the organism in Eukaryota, Metazoa, Chordata, Mammalia, Artiodactyla, Suidae. Gene Ontology annotation, molecular function: tRNA dihydrouridine synthase activity; flavin adenine dinucleotide binding.